UAAGAACAUUGUCAGAUCUAUCAGUUAUUCAGAUUCAGAUAGCAUUUUGCUUCAGGGGCAAAAGUAGGAUUGAAAAGAGAAGGGAUGUGUUUGUUGACGUUCAUUUAGAAAAAAGUCUUCAUAAAUUCGUUUUAUUAGAUUAAAAUAACAACUCGUCAAUCAAAACAAUACGCUAUUCAGAAAACUUGAAAAAAAGUUGUAGUGGAAGUUAAAGUCAUUUUGUAAUGACAGAUCAUAUUAAAAAUUUAGAAUAUGAAUGUUUACAGAAUUUACGAGCAUAAAUAAAAUUUAAUCCAUUCGAUUAUAAAACCCCUUCUUUCUAAAUGUAUAUUCCGCAUUAAAUAAAAAAUUCCAUAUGAUUUCAAUUUAAAUAUCCUUUUACAAUCAACUCCAAAACUGGAGUACAACUUCGACUGAGUUGUUAUGAAUUUUCGUUUUGACGGGCGGAAAAUUGCUUUCCCGCAUGUGUAUUCGGUCCUAUGUUUUGACGUUUAAUUGAGUAUUUAAUCCGAAAUUCGAAUGUACUGUACUCGUGUUCAAAGCUUGAAUUGAUGCUCAUUCGUUUAGAACCUUUUCACAAUGACAGUUUGUCGCUUCUUCCUUCAAGGAACCUGCCGUUUCGGUGACAGAUGCCGUUUCGAACACCCAGAUCCUUCAAAUCAAAACAGGAAUUCACAAGGCUAUGGUUACGGACGUACAGGUCAAACAUCGUAUAGUGAAAAUAGACCAUCUCGCUAUACUGACUAUUCAUAUUCUUCUAAUUAUAACACUUAUGAUAAACCUGCUUCAAAUUAUCGGUAUGAUUCACCCAAUCGCUUUAGUAACGAUUCUGCUUACAGAUCUGAUAGAAAUCAAUACAAAGAUCAUCGCUACAGCAACGAGUCUACGAAUAGACCUGAUAGAAAUCAGUAUAACUACAAUCGCUACGGUAAUGAUAAUUACUACUACUCAGAAGUAGAUUUUGAAUCUGAGCCAAACAAUGCUCAUGAAAAAUUUAACAGAGGUAAUACGCAUCAAAAAAUCGCCAAUGAACAGCGAUACUCUUCAAAUGACAGUUAUUCUGAUAACACAUAUGGACAAAAUCGCUUCCGUUGGCUGUCUGCUGAUUAUAAACAAAAGUCACAAUUCAAUAAGAGUGCACAAUCUGAUUACCAAACAAGUACUCCAAAAGCCGCAAGCUCCUUCAGCUUCAAAGUUCCUGAGUCUGAGAUCAAAACAUAUCAAAAUGUUGCUCCUACAUUCAGCAAGAAAAUAGAUGAAAAUGACCAGAUAUUUGCUGAAUUGGUUAAAGAAGAUGCUACAGCAUGGGAAUUAGGUGAACAAUGGCCAUUUACUUGUUAUUACCCUGAUCCAAGUAAAACUGCUUUCCCAGGCUUCAGUGAUAUUUCGGCCGAAGAGCUCAGAUUUGAAGCUUACAAAGCAAAAGAAAAUAAUUCUUACAGUGCUUAUGUUGAAAUCGUGAAUAGUGCUCUUCUUGAUGUUAAACAGAAAAGAGAUCAACUGAAAGUACUUACACCAGAAUUGUUGUCCAUUUUAGCAAGGAUAAGGAAAGGAGAAGACUUGAGUAAGGAGUCUACUUUUGCUGAACCACUCUCUCUUUUCCAAAAUGAGACGGAAACUAUGAUAUCAGAAUCAGUUUCAGACACAGCUUCCAACUUCAGUUUCAAGCUUCCUACAAACGAUUCUGCUAUUAAAACAUCAGCUGCUUCAUUCAGUUUCAGAUUGCCCUCUCAAGCCGGCUCUAAACCAACUAGGACAACGUCUUCUUCGCUGCCAGUUACAGAGACAGAGAAUUAUACCCCUCUGGAGCAGUUAACUGAGUCGGAAAAAGAGCAAUUCUUAGCCUCAACUUUCACAUUGGGGAAAAUUCCUACAAAGCCACCUCCAAGUGCUUUGUGUUUCUGAGUUUGUUUUUUUAUGAGCAGUGUAGAAUAUAUUAUAAAGUCAUAAUAUUUAAAAUUGUAAAUAAAGAAAAUAG
Messenger RNA from Uloborus diversus, 1978 nucleotides. RefSeq names its product nucleoporin NUP42-like. The transcript is spliced from 6 exons. NCBI's taxonomy places the organism in Eukaryota, Metazoa, Arthropoda, Arachnida, Araneae, Uloboridae. The record is from RefSeq and is a predicted model, not a curated record. Gene Ontology annotation, molecular function: metal ion binding. The coding region runs from base 580 to 1905 and encodes 441 amino acids.